AUGGUGGACGAGGAAAGAAAGGCGGAUAACCGUCUGGCUGGGACUGCACGAUUUGCGCCAGGCAUUGCAGCGGCAGAACUGCCACAGGCGGCGAGGACGUCAACGAGCGUCACACUGGCGUCGCUUCGCUGCUUAUCCAUGGCACCGAUGCAUGGCCCGUAUGACAUGACGGCUGUAGAAAGUUUCCAGCAGCUAGCACACCACAGCCCUUCCGGCAACGUGAGAGCCAUGCACUACACCGCUUAUCUUCGGAGGAAGGUGUCGUCUGCUGUGUCCAGCCUGAGUAGGUUUAUGCAGGAUUGGGAUGGCACAGAUUUGGACAAUGGCUUUCACGGACAGCUCUCCAGUGCGCUGCGCUCGCCAGGCGAGGGUGAUCACCGCUGCCAGGCUCAACAGUAUGCGACCGGUGCUAGACCUAGUGUGUCUCUUGCAGCUGCCGCUCGCAAACGGACCGCCAGCUACGCGUCUUUUGAAGAGCUAGAAUCCCUUCGUCAUACCUGUACGAGGUCGAGCAGUCUCCAGUCGCCCCGCCCGUCUUCUCUCCAACGGCUAGUCACUCUGCGUGAAGGAGCAGCCGGGGAGGCGCCAGGAGCUGUGCGCUUAGCUGACGCUUCGGUGCAACCCCCUUGUCUACCAUUGCUGAAGCCGCUGUCGCCACUUUCAUGUCAACAGGAGGCCCAGCAAUUGGCAGCCCAGGCGUAUGGGGAUGAGAGAAUUUUAAACCUUAUAUUCUCUGUUAACCCCCGGAUGCAGGAGGUAGUUGAGGCGACUGCAGCCGCGACGGCCGCUCAAUGGCAGAAACAGUUUGCAGCGCUUCCGGCAGUGAACACCGUGCUGAAGCGCUGGCCGGUGGCAUCUCUAGCGCAGCAGUUGGCGGGUAAUGCAGCAGAGCGCGAUGUACACCGCCGUAGCAGCUGCGGUGGCGGUGGGAGCAAUUCAUCUAUACUGGGACGUGCCGAUGGGCGUCCGCCGCAGAUGAAGCAUGUCCUGACGCCGCUGCCACGGCGGAGCGCUGACGUGCGGCUCUCGCAGAUGACGCGGCAAGAGCGAAAAGGGACACACGGAGCAGGCGCGGUUUUGCCGUUGGAGGUGCUUUCAGCCCCUCUGCGACCCGAUACAUGCCAGGCAAGGACCGAGCUCUGGGACUUAGUUCACCUCAACGUUCCAUUUACCAUGUGCCCAGCAGGCAGGGCGGGACUCGAUGAGGGAGGGUUAGUUAGCCCCUUGGACGCUGCAACGGUAGCUAAGAGCAAAGGAACUUGUGGGCGUCUGGACGGCACUGAUGGCUGCUGUGGCUGUGCCAAAGGACAGGGGGGUCACGAAAAGGUGGAGUCGGAAGCCAGCCAGGAUGAUCCAGAUGUUUUCAUAUCGACCGAAGGCUUGGUCUGCCUGGCGUCCCUUGCCUGUGGACGUAACAACGGGGGCGGUUGGCGGCUUCCCCUCCUGGUUAGGCCACGGCAACUUCACUAUAGGGAUGACGGUCAGGUCUGCAACUCGCCAGAUGGCCUGCCGGGAGAUACUGAUCAGCUACCAGCCCUCUACUUCACAGAGCCCCUUCAUGAUGCUCCUAGGUUGAUGCUUGACAGCUGGUCACGCAUGUGCGCAUGCGCGCUUGCGGCGCGUCAGCGUGAUGGCCCUGGUCAUGCCGCAACCGAUAACGUUUCCUUGGGUGGGAGUGAAGGUGCUCAGGACAAGGCGUCGGAGUCGGAAGAUUGCCCUUGCUGCCAGCAGGAUGAGUGGCAGCUCGGCGAGCUAUCGCUGCUAGUGCUCAGCCAUAGCUGUCUGGGCCUUGUGAGCGGCAGCGGAUCGCUUAUUCCCGCGCAACUGGUUGCCCUCGCAAGCACUGGGGGCCACUCGGGUAGAGCCGCUCGGCAGCAGGCAUCACAGGCAGUCAUUGACAUACUAGCGGAACGAUACAUUGAGCUGGCUUGCCGCGCAGAACUGCUCCGUGGCCCUGCUUCAACCCUGGCUGUUGUAGUGGAUGCGGUAGACGGCACGCUUCUGGCUCAGCAGUACCUGGACAGCGGGGCAAUCCGGCAACUUGCGGCCGAGCAGAGAGCUGAAGAGCAGGUUCAAAGCUGCUGGCACCUGGUGCAUAAGCUCCUGGACGAAUUGCGAAGGUUACCGCCUGGGCCAUACAUGUUGCACAUGAACGCAUCGUCGCGACGCCUCGAGUUGCUUGGCGUCAGGCGUUGA
Volvox carteri f. nagariensis is the source of this 2196-nucleotide messenger RNA. RefSeq lists its product as uncharacterized. The record is from RefSeq and is a predicted model, not a curated record. The coding region runs from base 1 to 2196 and encodes 731 amino acids. The transcript has 7 exons. NCBI's taxonomy places the organism in Eukaryota, Viridiplantae, Chlorophyta, Chlorophyceae, Chlamydomonadales, Volvocaceae.